GGACUUAGGAGUGAUUGACCAAUAGGAACAGUCGUGGGCAUUUUGAACGCUGAAAAGCGGGCUGGAGCCUCAUACUGAGGGAAACAAAAGAGAUUGUAACAGUUUGUUGUGACGCGACGUUAAUAACGCACCCAGUUGCUUUGUUUUCGUCUGGAAUUUUUUUUUUUUUUUGCUAUACUUGUUUGGACCAUGUCUCACAAACAGAUCUACUACUCUGAUAAAUAUGACGAUGAAUAUGAGUACAGGCAUGUAAUGUUGCCCAAAGACAUUGCAAAACGUGUUCCCAAAACCCAUUUGAUGUCAGAGACUGAGUGGAGGAACCUGGGUGUCCAACAGAGCCAAGGAUGGGUACAUUACAUGAUUCACCAGCCAGAGCCGCACAUCUUGCUGUUCCGCCGUCCGCUGCCAAACCCAAAGUCAUCUUAAUGGAGAAUCUCUGGGUCCUUGGAAGAUCAGUCCCUCUGACAUGCUGCAGGUCGCCUGAAAGUAGGGAUUGUACAGUUGUGGAUGACCAGCCCUUAUGCAGUAGUUGAACUAUUGUUUGGACUGAUCACAUUGGACCUUGAGGACUAAAUCAUGAACAAUAGUUGUGGAAGGUUGUACACGUUGAAGGAAAGCCGUCACUCCUCUUGGUAGGUGAAAAGACGUGGUGCCAGUUAACCUGUAUCGACUUGCAUUGUCUUUUUGACUGACACAUCUGUUUCCAUGCUGAAAACUAUCUGAAUAUUCCAGUUUGUUGAGCAAUUAACAUGUGGGAACUAAGUCUGGCACUGAUCAGAAUGCUAGCUAAGACUACUAGCUGGAUUAAAGUAAUAUUUUGACUGCAAAGAAUCUGGUUUAAUGACAUGUUGCUGUUCAGUUAAAAUGGUUAUGUAAAAUGACAUUUCAGUUUCAUGUGCAUGAAAAUCCACACGCGUCACCUAGACACUAGUCUUGCUUACUUUCUUCACUGUUGUGACAUGGAUCGGAUUGUGCUCUGAGCUCCUAUUUAUGAAUGUGUUGCUCUAAUGAAAUCUCUUUUAAACUGUUAUGGAAUACACGUGAGUCAAAUGUACAGCAGAACUUUAAUUACAAAAUUGACUGAGUGAGAUGACUCAAUCUCACAGCGGCUUGAAAUUUAAUAAAGUAUAGCUUU
Molecule: messenger RNA, 1135 nt
Organism: Thalassophryne amazonica
Lineage: Eukaryota; Metazoa; Chordata; Actinopteri; Batrachoidiformes; Batrachoididae
Gene: cks1b
Product: CDC28 protein kinase regulatory subunit 1B
Biological process (GO): regulation of mitotic cell cycle
Cellular component (GO): SCF ubiquitin ligase complex; cyclin-dependent protein kinase holoenzyme complex
Molecular function (GO): cyclin-dependent protein serine/threonine kinase activator activity; ubiquitin binding; protein kinase binding
Source: RefSeq, a predicted model, not a curated record